UUCAGGUGUUUUAUAUUUGGUUGUACGCUCUCUUUAAUGUGCAGUAUCAUUAGCUGUUGUCAUGGAGACUGCCGGUCAGUAGCUACGCAGGUACUCACUUGCACAGGCAGCUGCUUUUAUAGAGCAGGUACUGCUCUCCAUCACCUCCCAUUCGUCAUUGGCUAAGGACAGCAGAAUCCAGUUGUCCUAACUGCUGAAGAUGCAUAGCAAUAAGAGAGAAAUUGUAAUUAAGAUGGAGGAUGUUGGAGUGAAAAUGAAUGGACUUCUGCAUGAGGAACAGGAAGAGAGCACAAGAGGAAAUGGCACGAGGAGCUUGAGAGACCCCAGAUCCUUCCCCACAUGGAACAGGAGCGGCACAGCUGACCAACGGCCUUUGGCUUGCAACAGCCAGAGGGCAGCCAUUCGGGGCGAGAGUGAGGAAGACGAGGAGGUGGAUCUAAGGGCGAGAAAAACCGCUAAAAGGACGUCUGCUAGGCUCUGCGUCGACGGAGAGGAGAAUGAGGAAGCCUGGAAGGAGAAACAGAAGAAUGGGACCGUCAUCAGGAAGGGAGAUCCCAAAGAAUGUGAGAAGGGACGUUCCAAGCGCAAAACCAGUGAUGUAGGAUAUGAAGAUGAUCAUAAAAGUCAGAUAAUGAACUACAGAACCUCCACCUCCUCGAGUGAAGAGUCAGAUGAGGAGUCGGUGGCAGAAAUGGAGGCGGCGAGACUGAAGGAAGAGUUGGAGGAGAAGAAAAAGUUCAUCGCCAGCUUGAAGAGCAGGCCGUGGCGCAUGAACAGGAAGCUGAAGUGCUUGAAAGAUGCUCAGCAGUUUGUGGAGAAAUUUGAGGGAUAUUUGGGAAAGGGCAAAGGUCAAACACUAUAUAUCCUCAAAGUAACGAUGUCAAAGAAAUGGAAUAAAUUUAAUAGAGCUUUUAAAAAUAUAAUGACUGCUUUUAUCCCUUGGGAAAAGAGAAUAAAAGAAGUGGAAAGUCAUUUCGGCGCUUCAGUCGGCUCCUACUUUAUAUUUCUGAGGUGGCUAUAUGGGAUGAAUCUGAUGCUUUUUGUUUUAGUGUUUGGACUGGUCGUGCUGCCUGAGGUUCUGUUGGGUGCCCCAUAUGGGACAAUUCCGAGGAAAAUCGUGCCCAAUUCAGAGAAAGAUAAAGCAAUGGAUGUGGCCAUUCUGCUGGAGUUUGAAGGUUAUUUCAAGUAUUCUCCUCUGUUUUAUGGAUAUUACAAUAACCAGAGGACAGUUGGCUUUUUGCACUACAGGCUACCUCUGGCUUACUUUCUGGUUGGAAUUGGAACAUUUGUUUACAGCCUAAUUGCUGUGGUUAGAAGCAUAGCCACGGGCUCCAGUGUUGCAAGUGAAGAAGCAGAGGAAAGAGAGUUUGCAUUUUCUUGGAUCCUGUUCACUAGCUGGGAUUUCCUUAUAGGCAACUCUGAAGCGGCUGACAGCAAGUUUGCUGCAAUCAUCACAAACAUUAAGGAAUCCAUUGUGGAUGAAGAGGAUAAAAAACGUUGUGAAAACGUGCAUGCAAGAAGGUGUCUUCGCGUUUUGGCCAACCUCAUCACUUUUUUGUGUCUUUGCGGGAGUGGCUAUCUUAUUUACUAUGUUGUGAAGAGAUCAGUCGUAUUUGCUGCCAUGGACAAGGAUAAAGUAACAUGGAUGGAGAAAAAUGAGCUUGAGUUGGUGGUUUCGCUGCUUGGAGUUGCAGUUCCUCCCCUUUUUGAAGGCAUCUCUGAAAUGGAGGAGUUUCAUCCCCGUGUUGCCCUGAAGUGGCAGUUAUGGCGAAUACUUGCACUCUUUAUUGCAAACUUAUACAGCCUUACUUUUGCCCUGUACGAUGAAGUGCCCUUAAAGUUUGAAAAGGAGAAUGCCAUUAAAAAUGCCACAAUGUGGGCAAUGAAGGAGAACUAUGGCAACGGCACAAUGCUGAGUAACAGCAGCGCCGUCGCCCAGCCUGCCCUCCACCCCGCUGACGUCAUGCAGGGACCGUGCUGGGAGACCGGCAUCGGGAUUGAAUUCAUGAAACUGACAGUUUCUAACAUCGAGCUGGCCUAUCUGACCAUCUUAUUUAGUGAUUUUCUCCGAGCCUUGCUUGUUCGCUACCUGAACUAUUGCUGGUGCUGGGACCUUGAAGCAGGAUUUCCAUCGUAUGGAGAGUUCGACAUUAGUGGGAAUGUUCUGACAAUUCUCUUCAGUCAAGCGGUGAUUUGGGUAGGAACCUUCUUUUCUCCUGGCCUUUUAGGUGUCAAUAUGAUUCGCCUCGUGACAUCCAUGUACAUUCAGAGUUGGGCAGUGAUGUGUUGCAACAUACCUCAUUCAAAGCCCUUCAGAAUCUCCAGUCAUUUCUACAAAGUCCUCUUGUUCAUCAUGCUCUGUGCAAGCAUAAUCCCUGUGCUCUAUGCAAUCAUGGUUUUUCCACCCUCAUUCGACUGUGGCCCCUUCAGUGAGAAACAGAAAAUGUAUGACAUCAUCACUGAGACAAUAGAAAAGGACUUCUCUGCAUUUUGGGUUACAUUCUUCAGUUACGCGCUCAACCCUGGAGUGGUCGUCCUGGUUGUGAUACUGAUGGUGUUGGUUAUAUACUAUCUGAAGAUAGUUUCUAAAUCAUAUCAAAAAACAAAUGCUGAUCUUAGGAAGAAGCUGCGUAUGAGAAGAGAGGAAGAAAAGAACCAGAUGAACAAUAAAGACAGCAGUAAUCACAUCAUGAAGGAUUUAGAGGAACUACUGCCCAAAAAGACAGUUAUCCAGCUGUCUACCAAAGAUAGCACUGAAGGCAAGAGAGAGAUGGGUGAGUCUCUGAAGUUGUCUCCAAAGAAUGGGACUAUGGCCAAUGGAGCAGACGGAAGAUUCCGGAAUGCUGUUACACGGCCCCCCGGGCCCCGAAUGGUGGGCCAUCUCCCUGGAAUGCCUCGACUACAGAUUGUAUCGCCUGGGAGUGCAAGAGGGAGGGGCCAGGUUAUCAGGUGGUAGUGGUUCCCCCUCAUGCACUACAAACAUACCAAUCAAAUAUCCAAAUACACUCACACAACUAUACACACCAAGUGUGCACUUUAAACAGAAUGCCCUAAGUUAAUUUUUGAAUUGUUUCAAUAAAAUUUCUAAUAUUAGAAAAAAUAUUUCUAAUAAUAUUAGAAGUUAAACUGACGCUGCUUUAUGAAGUCAGUUAUACGCUACCAACUAUCCACUAUCUACAAAGAAAUGAACAAAUCUACAAAUAUGUCUAAAAAAGAAAACAAAGUGUAACGUAAAUUAUGAGCAUGCCAAAUUAAAAUGGCCCUUUUUGGGAAUUCUCCAUAAAGAAUAAUUCAUGUGAUUGGAAAUGCAUGUAAAAUUCAUGACCACUAUGCAAACCGUUAGUAAUGCAUUCUUCGGGGUUCAUUCUAGUGUCACUCGUCAUGUAAAUGUACAUAGUGUGCAUUUUUAAAUAGAAAACUAUGUCAUACACCUACUAUAUACAAUUGUUAGCAUGCCUUUUGCAAGUUUACAAACAGAUUCAACCAUUGAACCAACCAUAAGUAUUCUAUCUCUCCUACUCACACACAUACAGUACAGACAUAUAUGACUGGAGUCAUUGCCACAUGUCGUAUUUUUGCUGCGAAAAUAAUCCAUUUUUGACCUUGCAAAAUAUGCCCUCUGAAGCACAUCUAUGCAAUAUUAAUUAUAAGAGAAUUAUAGAGUACAGCAAAUAGUGUUCUUUUUAUAUACUUCUUAUAUAGUUGAUGAAAAAUAUUUCAGUUUUAUUGAACGUACAUGUAAAGUCCAUGACUUUCUCUUAAUAUGAAAAUUAAAGGAAACAAGACGUAUGUUACCUGCAUAUGAGCAAGAGCCUUGUUUAAUAAUAUAUUUCACUUUGAAAAGAUUAUGGGUGUGGUUAUCACUGUUGAUAUUUUUGUCGUGUAUAUAUGUUAAUAUGUAAAUUGAAAUUUAAAAUAUCAAAACUGUACAAAUUGAUGUGUGACAUACUCUGAUUGAUACUGUGUGACAGUUUGCCUUCCAGUUGAUGCUGGAAAUAGCGGCACUGAAGAUUCCUUUAAUGUGAUAGAGGUUGAAUUCUGAUUUGGAAAAUUCUU
This is a messenger RNA of Paramormyrops kingsleyae, 4056 nucleotides long. RefSeq names its product transmembrane channel-like 2b (gene tmc2b). Gene Ontology annotation, biological process: detection of mechanical stimulus involved in sensory perception of sound; vestibular reflex. The record is from RefSeq and is a predicted model, not a curated record. Gene Ontology annotation, molecular function: mechanosensitive monoatomic ion channel activity. Gene Ontology annotation, cellular component: plasma membrane. NCBI's taxonomy places the organism in Eukaryota, Metazoa, Chordata, Actinopteri, Osteoglossiformes, Mormyridae.